Cephus cinctus (wheat stem sawfly) is the source of this 1007-nucleotide messenger RNA. RefSeq names its product U6 snRNA-associated Sm-like protein LSm1 (gene LSm1). Gene Ontology annotation, molecular function: RNA cap binding. NCBI's taxonomy places the organism in Eukaryota, Metazoa, Arthropoda, Insecta, Hymenoptera, Cephidae. Gene Ontology annotation, cellular component: P-body; Lsm1-7-Pat1 complex. The coding region runs from base 362 to 712 and encodes 116 amino acids. The transcript is spliced from 3 exons. The record is from RefSeq and is a predicted model, not a curated record. Gene Ontology annotation, biological process: deadenylation-dependent decapping of nuclear-transcribed mRNA.
GUCUACUUUCCAGGUUAUGUUGAUCGAGCGCAUUCGAUAGUAGCGACACGUAAACAAGAUGCCAUACAUUACAAAACUGCUUCAACAUCUGUGUUACCCCCAACACUGAAAUUCGAGGAAGUUUCAAGCCUGUAUGUAAGACCGUUGCCGCGUAUUUAACGAGAUAGCGGCGCAGGUUCAAUUCUUGUAGAGACUCGUAUGCAAAGAUCUCGUAAAAAUUAUUAGGAUUCACGUAAAGUUAUAUUAUAAUUAAAAUGAACGUCGUGCCAGGGACGGCAUCGCUUCUCGAAGAACUUGAUAGUACGUGCCGUUCUGUCAUUCAGUCACAUGUCAAUAAAUAAAGAUUGUAGUAGAGAAGCUUAUGGUUUUAUUAAGGGAUGGUAGAACUCUAAUCGGAUAUCUCAGGAGUGUUGAUCAGUUUGCAAACUUAGUGCUACAUCGUACUAUUGAGAGGAUUCAUGUUGGUAAAGAAUAUGGUGAUAUUCCUCGAGGAGUAUUCAUUGUGAGAGGAGAAAAUGUUGUACUACUGGGUGAAAUUGAUAGAGAAAAGGAGAAGGAUCUACCAUUGUCUGAGGUAUCGGUAGAUGAUAUUCUGGAUGCACAGAGGAGAGAACAAGAACUAAAACAGGAUCAAGAGCGGCUUAUGAGUAAAGCAUUGAAGGAGCGUGGACUUUCAUAUAUUCCUGACUUAGGACAUGAUGAUAUGUUCUGACCCAUACCUUCUCUUCCUACUACCUCUCUUUCAUCUUCUGUAUCCUCACGCAGUUCCGAAUAAGUAAGCAUUAUUCAAGACCAUUUUUCAUUUUAUAGAUUACCUACAUAAGUUUCUCAAAUAAUCAUGAAUAAACUUGUACUGUACUAUUAUCUGAUGUACAUAGAUAUAAUCUUAGAGUAAAAAAAGGAAUCUACGUUGAUUCAUUAUCACACAUCAUUUGUUGCAAAGGAAAUGAAUUGAUAUAACCAAAUAGAAAUGAUCUUUGUAUCUUGAAUAAAUAAUAAUCACUUCA